UCCUCCUCUUCCUCCUCGUGCUUGCAGCAGCAGGCUCCAGAGCAGGAGGUGGUCUACCUCUUCAUCCCUACUCAGGCUGUCGGGGCGCUGAUCGGCAAGAAGGGCCAACAUAUCAAACAACUGGCCCGCUUCGCUGGGGCUUCAAUCAAGAUCGCACCUGCAGAAAACCCAGAGGUGACCGAGAGGAUGGUCAUCAUCACCGGCCCGCCCGAGGCUCAGUUCAAGGCGCAGGGCAGGAUAUUCGGGAAGCUGAAGGAGGAGAACUUCUUCACGGCCAAAGAGGAGGUGAAGCUGGAGACCCACAUCAAGGUUCCCUCCACCGCCGCCGGGCGCGUCAUCGGCAAGGGCGGCAAAACCGUGAAUGAGCUGCAGAACCUGACCAGCGCUGAGGUCAUCGUUCCACGGGACCAGACCCCCGACGAGAACGACGAGGUCUUUGUGAAGAUCAGCGGCCAUUUCUUCGCCAGCCAGACUGCCCAGAGGAAGAUCCGGGAGAUCAUCCAGCAGGUGAAGCAGCAGGAGCAGAAGCACCAACAGCAGGGAGUCCCCGCGCCGCCCGCCCACCCCACCAAGUGACCCGGCCUCUGGGGGGCGCUCCAGGGGGCGACCAGCCAAUGAAUGUAGCCCUCCCGACACACGGACACGGAGACGAUCCAAUCGAAAGAGAGAGCAACCAGGAAGGAGGAAGGAAGGCCGUGGGGGACACGGCGGGCAGACCAGCAGCACGGGAACAAAACCAAAGAACUUCAUUGGAGGGGACGGAGUGAGCAGAAUGCUGAGGGCGUAGUGUGCACUGCCAGCCAGGGGGGGGCGCUGAUAUAUACUUAUACGUUAAAAAAAAAAAAAACUACAAAAAAAAACAGAAAGGAUAAUAAAAAAUAAGAAUAAUAGUAAUAAUAAUGUUGAUGAUGAUGGGGGGUGAUAAUAUGGAGAAUUGGACAUCUUUACAGUUAAAUUCAUUAAAAAAAAAAAAACGACAAAAACAAUCAAAAGAAACUUUGAAAAGAAAAUUGACUUCGCCCUAUUUAACGUUAUCCCGUUAGUCGGACUAACAUAGGCCUAACAGACAGCCGAGAGCAGUGCAGACCGCAUUAACACGAGCUCGCUGUGAUGGACGUGUUUGGGUGUGGGGGGAGAGCCGGUGGUAGCAGCAGACGCUUAACUCUCAGGCUGUGUGAUGCUCAGAUCGCAAGAGCGAGCAAGUCAUCUUUGUGGUAUCAUCGCAGCGUAGGGACGUAUACUGAUACACUUGGACGGUAUGCACUGUCGUGGAAUAACCCAACGGAUGACAGGUCCGUGCUUUCAUUUUCGUUUCCUGAGACGAGGUGGCAGCAGAGUUCACGGUCACACUGGUUGAGAUUUUUUUUAGACAUCAAAUUUAACUGAAACCGGAGAUUGGUUCUAAGUCUUUGAAAACAAGCCUGUGUGUGUGUGUGUGUGUGUGUGCCAACGCAAAGGAUAACAUCCCUUGGAAAUGUUUCUUACAGUUUAUAUCAGAUGACUUCACUUAUAAUAAGCUCUCUCAUUUCUUCCAUUUCCUUACUUUUUCUAUGCUUUCACUUUCUCAUCACUCUCUCACUCUCUUUCUCUCUCUCUUCCUCGUUCUCUCUCUCUUCCUCGUUCUCUCUCUCUCUCUCUCUCUCUCUCUCUCUCUCUCUCUCUCUUUCUCCAUCACCUGGCAUGUUGUUUUUGACUCAAACAAAUGGAGUUCAUGAAUAAUCUUAUCUGCAGCCUUUUGGAGUUGAACCGACUGCCACGUUUACCAGAGAGGUUUUAAACACACAAGAGGAAUUUUUAUUAUUUUAAUUUUUAUUGUACUAUUUACCAAUGAACUAGUCUCCCUUUCCGUGUGCAUUAGACUGUAUAUACAUUCAUGCUUGAUGUCCUGGACUAAAAAAAAACAGAAAAAGAAAGACAAUUAUUAUUAUUAUUAAGAAAAAAUAUGGUUCUAAGUAACAUUCAAAAACGAAACCGAUGGAUAAAAAAUACUGACGUCUUAAAAAAAAAAAAAAAACACGCGUGACACCCGUGUUCUGGAAUGUGCACCCACCAUACGUUCUGCCUUAAGUGAGCGUU
Gadus chalcogrammus (walleye pollock) is the source of this 2076-nucleotide messenger RNA. It is a transcript of the gene igf2bp2a, whose product is annotated as insulin-like growth factor 2 mRNA binding protein 2a. Gene Ontology annotation, cellular component: nucleus; cytosol; cytoplasm. The annotation marks the transcript as partial. The record is from RefSeq and is a predicted model, not a curated record. Gene Ontology annotation, biological process: nervous system development; regulation of gene expression. NCBI's taxonomy places the organism in Eukaryota, Metazoa, Chordata, Actinopteri, Gadiformes, Gadidae. The transcript is spliced from 5 exons. Gene Ontology annotation, molecular function: mRNA 3'-UTR binding.